Uranotaenia lowii is the source of this 1244-nucleotide messenger RNA. Its product is annotated as sorbitol dehydrogenase-like. Gene Ontology annotation, biological process: D-sorbitol catabolic process. The transcript has 2 exons. The record is from RefSeq and is a predicted model, not a curated record. NCBI's taxonomy places the organism in Eukaryota, Metazoa, Arthropoda, Insecta, Diptera, Culicidae. Gene Ontology annotation, molecular function: zinc ion binding; L-iditol 2-dehydrogenase (NAD+) activity. The coding region runs from base 28 to 1119 and encodes 363 amino acids.
CGCGAUCAGCAGUAAAACUUCACAACCAUGGCACCGAAGCAGAACUUAGCGGCCGUCUUGCAUGGACCAAACGAUCUGCGCAUCGAGGAACGGCCCAUGCCGCAGCCGGCGUCGAACGAAGUCCUGCUGGAGAUCGACAGUUGCGGCAUCUGCGGUACGGACAUCCACUUUCUCAAGGAAGGUGGUUUUGGGUCCGAGAUGUUGAUACGACCGUUGGUGUUGGGUCACGAGUCUUCCGGUGUAGUCCGUCAGCUAGGCCGUGAUGUGAAACACCUGAAGGUGGGCGAUCGGGUUGCGAUCGAACCUGCUGCCGGUUGCCGCAUGUGCGAUCUGUGUAAAGUGGGCAAGUACAAUGUCUGCUUAAACGGACGGCAUUGUCCUACACCCAAUCACGAUGGAAAUUGUUCCAACUACUUCACCAUGUAUGCGGACAACUGUUUCAAGCUACCGGAUCACGUUUCCAUGGAGGAAGGUGCCAUGUUAGAGCCGUUGGCGUGUGCGAUAUAUGCGGCUCGACGCGCCGAGAUACCCCUUGGUAGUAGGGUCGUAAUUUUCGGUGCCGGUCCAAUUGGAUUGAUGUGUUUGAUUGCGGCUAAAGCUAUGGGAGCUACUCGAACAGUGGUUCUAGACCUGGCGAGAGUUUCACAUCGCUUGGAGUUGGCCAAAAAGCUUGGCGCAACAGGAGUUAUUGCCAUAGGGACUAAAGAUCGUGAAGAUGAUCUGGUACAGAAAAUAAAGGCGAUUCUAGGUGGACCCGCUGAUCGAGUACUGGAAUGCAGCGGUUCCCAACCGGGUAUGAGGAUAUCAAUCAAAUCGACCCGUAAUGCCGGUAAGAUCUGUCUGGUAGGCCUUGGCAAUCAUGACGUGCAGCUACCCAUGGUGGACGCCAUUUCCCGUGAAAUUGACAUUACUACCUCUAUGAGGUUUAAUCACGACUUUCCGGCGGCGUUGGAGGUGGUGGCCAGUGGCUAUGUCAACAUCAAACCAUUAGCGUCCCAUCACUUUGAUCUGAAAAACGUUCAUGAGGCAUUCAGGGUGGCCGAGCAAAGUGAGGGCAACAAAGUGAUUAUCCAUCUGGUUCCCCGUGAUACGAACAACAGGAGCAAGUUUUCCAACUAGAAUUUGGAAUGGGAAAUAAAUGUUGGAAAUUUGAAGUGGUGAUUAGCUAAGCUAAACAAACAGGAGAAUAUACAGAUUUAAAAAAACGUAAAAAAUACGCAUGUGCAGAACAAAGAUGACACUCU